Molecule: messenger RNA, 2342 nt
Organism: Syngnathoides biaculeatus (alligator pipefish)
Lineage: Eukaryota; Metazoa; Chordata; Actinopteri; Syngnathiformes; Syngnathidae
Gene: ccne1
Product: cyclin E1
Exons: 12
Coding region: 460-1788 (442 amino acids)
Biological process (GO): regulation of cyclin-dependent protein serine/threonine kinase activity; G1/S transition of mitotic cell cycle
Cellular component (GO): centrosome; cyclin E1-CDK2 complex; cytoplasm
Molecular function (GO): cyclin-dependent protein serine/threonine kinase regulator activity
Source: RefSeq, a predicted model, not a curated record
CGGCGCCCACAAUAAACCGCCAAGUCCGCUUUCGGAGACACCCGCCGCGCUUUUCCAACGCCUCCCUCGUCGAGCGAAAGUGUCGUUCUGCGGCCGGGGCGCCAGCGACUCGGCGAGGCGGAAGAAGGCCGUCGGGAGGCGGAGGAGACGACGUUUUGAGCGCCAAGUUGAAUCGCCUCCUCCCCGCUUGACGCGUCCGAGGCGCGCCCGCCCGCUCGCCAGCUGCCCGCUCAUUGCGACCCGCCGCCGGCCUGCUGCCGCCACGCACCCUCCGAGCUCCCCCGAGACGACGAAAGCCGCGAAGUUGAUCGAUGCACCCAUGAAUUGAUCCUGUUCGUGAUCGGCUUUUCGAUGCACCCAUGAAUUGAUCCUGUUCAUGAUCGACUUUGACCGCGAGUGAACUUCAAGACAAGCAUCUUGAGGUUUGCUCCCCCGAAGAGAGACAGCCUUGCGAGGAGAAUGCUGGGCAGUCGGGAAGAAACUGAAGAAGAAGCCGAGUGUGCUGCUCCCGGGGCGGCCAACGUGAAGUCGACGAGGCCGAGGAAGAGGAAGGCAGAUGUUGCCAUUUAUCUCCACGAUGUGGACCAGGACGUGGGAGACACGACCAAGAAGAAGAAGCAGCGAGAGUGUGAGGCAUCGUGGUCGUCGUCCGAGGACGACUGCGCGUACGCGAGUCCUCGGCGGUGGACGUCCACGCUGGAGCACGACGACGCGCGUCGGCAGCAGAUCACGUUGAUCAACGCCGGCUUCCCUCACUACAACUUGACAAACGUCUUCGCGACACCCGUGCGCUCUGCGCCGCUGCCCACGUUAUGUUGGGCAUGUAAGGACGCGGUGUGGAACAACAUGUUGGCCAAAGACCGGACGUACGUGCGCAACGUCAACAUGAUGGACAAGCAUCCUCACCUUCAGCCCAAGAUGAGGGCCAUUCUGCUCGACUGGCUCAUGGAGGUGAGCGAAGUCUACAAGCUGCACCGCGAGACGUACCACCUGGCUCAGGACUACUUUGACCGCUUCAUGGCCACGCAGACUAACGUCUUCAAGUCCAUGCUGCAGCUCAUCGGCAUCAGCUGCCUCUUCAUCGCGGCCAAGUUCGAGGAGAUGUACCCUCCCAAAGUGCACGAGUUCGCCUACGUGACGGACCAGGCCUGCACCGAGGACGAGAUCCUCAGCAUGGAGAUCAUCAUCAUGAAGGAGCUGAAGUGGAGUUUGAGUCCGCAGACGCCCGUGUCCUGGCUCAACGUCUACAUGCAGGUGGCCUACCUCAAGGAGUCGGACCGCCCGCUCAUCCCCAAAUACCCUCAGGACACCUUUGCCCACAUCGCCGAGCUUCUGGACGUGUGCAUGCUCGACAUGCGCUGCCUGGAGUUCUCCAACGGCGUCCUGGCCGCUUCGGCCCUCUUCCACUUCUCAUCUUUGGAGCUCGUGGAGAACGUGUCGGCGUUGAAGCGGGCGGAGCUGGAGGAGUGCGUGCGGUGGAUGGUGCCGUUCGCCGUGGCGCUGCGCGAGUCGGGCGGCUCGCCCGUGAAGACGUUUGCGGGAGUGGCUGCCGAGGACAUGCAUAACAUCCAGACGCACGCCCCCUACCUGACGUGGAUGGAGAAGGCGUCGUCCUACCCGGACUCGGACCUGGAGCGCCACCGCGACUGCCGGGUGCCGUACGGCGUCCUCACGCCGCCUCUGAGCAGCGAGAAGGCCGACGACGACGACGAAGGGGACGCGGCGCCCCCCGCCGAGCCGCAAGUGCGAGCCAGGGUGUGCGCGGCCGAAUGGACGCAAACCCUGUAGAAUCAGAACCCUUUUUUUUUUUUUUUUUUUUUUUUUUUUUUUUCUUCCCCCUGCUGGAAUUUAUCAUUUUUAAGGAAUUUUUUUUUUUCAUGCCAAUUCAGGACAUUUUUUUAAUUUAAGAUAAGUGUCUUUUUUUUUUUUUUUUUUUUAAAUUUUCUUAAAAAAAAACAAAAAUUGGAGAGUCCACGGACUGAUCCUGGAGUCUCGAGAGACUCCUUGCUGCUACACGGCCGGCGGGCUUUGCAUCAAUGUGUGUGUGAGAGAGAGCGAGCGUGACAGUUGACUCGGCGAAGGAAUCCGAGUGAGCCCGAGCUUGAGAAGCUCAACUACACUACUCACAAAAGUCGGGAAAGGGGGGCAGGGGGAGACCCCCACCUUUGAACUCUCUGGUUUUGUGAGCAAGUAGUGUACAUUGCCUGUAUUUAACAAAGACUUUAAAAGGUCCCCACCCUGAAAGCUAACAACCACCCCCAAAAUGUCUUGUGUGACUUUUUAAAUACAAAUAAAUGCUGCUACAUAUUUUUCAUUAAAGAUGUUUGUCAAGAUGCUCGUCU